AGCGGUCUGUUCGCCGGACUUCCAGCCUUGGCGGGUCCCCAACGACUCGCCAAUUCCCUCAGGCAGAGGUUUGCUACCCAUUCUGGUUACCCCCGGCCCGGCCUGAUGCGCAUCGACCCAAUCGCGACGAUCUCCUCGUCACGCUCGCUUGAUUGUAAGAAAACAAGCAAACAAGCAAACAAGGUCUUCUUCUUCUUCUUCUCCUUCUUCUUCUUCUUCUUCUAACAUGCUGAUAGGGAUUAUUAGUUCCUCUCGUUAGUUACAAGAAAUAAUUUCGAGCGCAUAUGCACUACAACAACCACCAUAAUCACCAACAAUUGUCACCACCACAACCACCACCACCACUACCGCCACCACCACCACCACCACCACCACCAACACCACCAUCAUCAUCGUCGUCAUCAUCAUCAUCAUUAUCGGCAUAACUACAACAGUAGAGGAUUAGAGUUUUUGAAUAAUUUGAAUUUGAAAAAAAAGAAAUAAAAAAAAGAAGAACACAAUGACGACGAUACCGAUAAUCAACAUGGAAGUUGGGGCCUUGAAAGAGAUAGUAUGGACGAAGUUACAAGAACCGAAAGCUCAACGUAAGCUUGUAUUGGUGAUCGUAUCGGUGGCAUUGUUGUUGGAUAACAUGUUGUAUAUGGUGAUAGUACCGAUAAUACCGCAUUAUUUGAAAUACGUUGGUGGGUUUGAAGAUAAUGGUGAGGAGGGUAACGAAACAAGUAGUCCUGCAGUCCAUCACGGACAGGACUCGGCAACGGGAGUGUUGUUCGCGUCUAAAGCUAUUGUCCAAUUAAUGGUGAAUCCGUUUUCUGGUGCAUUGAUUGAUAAAAUCGGUUACGACAUACCAAUGAUGAUAGGAUUGUGCAUAAUGUUUUUGUCAACUGCUGUAUUCGCAUGCGGCAGGAGCUACGGUGUAUUAUUUUUUGCAAGAAGCUUACAAGGAGUUGGUUCGGCGUUCGCUGAUACGUCUGGACUUGCUAUGAUUGCUGAUAGGUUUACAGAAGAAUCCGAACGUUCGAAGGCACUUGGAAUAGCCUUGGCAUUUAUUAGUUUUGGAUGUUUGGUAGCACCCCCGUUCGGUGGUGCAUUGUAUCAAUUUGCCGGUAAGGAAAUGCCAUUUUUGAUAUUGGCUUUCGUCAGUUUGGCCGAUGGUUUUAUGUUGUUAUUGGUAAUGAAACCGUUUAAGGAACAAAUGAAGGAUAGAAAUCGAGAACGUGAACCUACGAUACCGAUUUGGCGAUUAUUGAUGGAUCCUUAUAUCGCAGUUUGUGCUGGUGCUUUGAUGAUGUCUAACGUAGCAUUAGCCUUCUUGGAACCAACUAUCUCACUUUGGAUGGAAGAUCACAAUAUAACCCACGAUUAUUGGAAAAUGGGUAUGAUAUGGUUACCAGCAUUUUUUCCUCACGUUAUCGGUGUCAUAAUAACCGUCAAAAUGGCCAAACAGUAUCCCCAACAUACUUGGUUAAUGGCAGCCGGUGGUCUAGCUCUCGAGGGUCUCUGUUGUUUCAUCAUACCAUUCUCGACCUCGUACAAGGUCCUAAUGAUACCUAUUUGUGGAAUAUGUUUUGGCAUUGCUCUAAUCGAUACUGCAUUAUUACCGACCCUAGGAUAUCUUGUGGAUGUUAGAUAUGUGUCGGUUUACGGUAGCAUUUAUGCUAUUGCUGAUAUUUCUUACAGCGUCGCGUAUGCGGUUGGUCCGAUAAUAGCUGGUGGUGUUGUUGAGGCUAUCGGUUUUACUGCGCUCAACAUUGGAAUAGCAUUUUCCAAUCUUCUUUACGCACCUGUACUCUAUUAUCUGAGACAUAUCUACGAUUUCAAACCGUUACAAGACGAGGCUAACGUUCUUAUGCAAGAUCCACCUGACAAGGAAUACCAAACUUACGUACUUCAAGAUCAAAGACCUAUACCAAAUGAAUUUGGUAAUCAUUUGAAUCAAACUCGCAUGGAAACUAACAUCGAUCAAACAUAUGAUCCGAAUUAUCAGACUAUGCAAAAUACCGGAUACGAUCAGAGUAUUGUAUAUGGUCAGAACGUAACUGGUUAUAAUCAAACCAGUGGUUAUGAACAACAACCACCACCAACGUAUGGACAACAACCACAACAACAGCCGCAAGGACCCUUAAAUUAUGCUCAACCAGUUGGUUAUGUCCAACCACAACCAAUGCAACAGCCCCAACCACCGUUACAACAACAACAACCUUACAUACAACAGGAUGUACAAGAACAACGAGGAUCUCAAACGGAUGUUAAUCCAUUUAGAAGAGCUCCACCUGAUCUUGUUGAACAACAAAGACCAUCAAGUGACAGCAAUCCUUUUAGGCAAGGAUUGUUUUAGUCAUCCAUAAAUUAACAAAAUUAAAAACAACGUGAUGGAAAAUUUCAACAAAUACUGAAUAUCAAAUAUUAUAUAUUCCUGUAUUAUAUCGAUAAUCCUAAUCGACAUCGAGUUUUCGAGAUUAGUCUUCGAAAGAUAGGCUUCCAGUUAUAAACAAAGAAAAUAAAGAAGAUGAAGAUGAAGAUAAAGAUGAAGAAGAAGAAGAAGAAAAAAAAUGAUGGGACAACUCUUCAUUUUGCAAUCGAUUCAACCCCAUUGGUAUACAGAAAGUAUAAUUCUCUUCUUUUCUUUCUUUUUCUUUUUAACUUUCAAAAUGCUUCAUAUAAUUUUAUUCCUUGAUAAAAGAAG
Molecule: messenger RNA, 2686 nt
Organism: Polistes dominula (European paper wasp)
Lineage: Eukaryota; Metazoa; Arthropoda; Insecta; Hymenoptera; Vespidae
Gene: VAChT
Product: Vesicular acetylcholine transporter
Biological process (GO): xenobiotic transport; transmembrane transport; chemical synaptic transmission
Cellular component (GO): membrane; AP-1 adaptor complex; terminal bouton
Molecular function (GO): acetylcholine transmembrane transporter activity; xenobiotic transmembrane transporter activity
Source: RefSeq, a predicted model, not a curated record